UGUUCAACAAGCCUGACAAGUGUUUGACUCGGCAAAGAUUCGUCAGGAAGUUAAAUCAAAGGCUUUUACUUGGUUCUGGUAACAGUGUGUCUCUAGAGAAGAGCAGUAAAAUGAAAGUACCCUUUUGAUAAGAGGUUUUUGGGAAGCCAAAAGAUAAGAAAGUGAGGAUGGCUUUACCAAAAGCAGUGCGGUUUGGUGUUUUGCUUCUGGUUUUAUGCUUCACUCUGGACCGACCAGGAUUCAGACAAUCUGCGUCCAUCUUCUUUGAGGAACUAAGGGAUGCUACAUCAUCUAUGCUUUUUGCUAGAGAGAAAAGAGAAAUUCUCACAAAUUUCACUGAAUAUGACUUCCAACUUGUCAUAACAUUCUCUGACCUUGAGAGUCUCCAAGAGAUUCUCAAAAACAUCAGCUUUCCCAUAUCGACCAACAACACUGUGGAAAUCACCAGCAUUGAAACCACAACAGUGUGUUCACCAAAUAUAACUGGGUACCAGUGCACAUGUGAACAGAACUUUGCCUGGUCUUAUAACAACUGCAUUACCUACGGAGUCUGUGACACCAUCAUUGGUGACAAAUGUGGCUGCAUUAAAGACAUCCCAGCCGACGGUCAAUUCUGCCAGUUAAACAGCAGCGAAAUAGUGACAACUCCUUCACCAACUUAUGAGAUUGAUUUGGUCCUGGAAAUACGAAUCCCGGUCUCAGGCUACACACCUGAUCAACUGGAUGUGUUUAGAGAGGCCCUGAGAAAUGAAACCUUCCUCAUACCGAUUUCAAAGUUUGUAAACAUUAUAGAGUUAAACCUGACCACAGUGUGUUAUCCAAACUCCAUUUAUGGACUGCAGUGUCAAUGUGAGAGCGGAUUGGCUUGGCCAUGUGACGUGUGCAACAGCAACACUUCAUGCAGCAGUCAGAUCUGUACAUGCAUAUAUGGACUUCCUUCAAAUGACAAGUUCUGUCAGCCAAUCCGAAGUAACGCUACAUGCCCAACACCUCCAGCCCCAGUGGACAUCGAUGUGGAAAUUGUCUUGCGCAUCCCAACCUCUACAGUUCCAUCAAAUAUAUUCGACUAUUUCAGAUAUUAUCUCCGAACAAUCACCUACCCAAUAAUCGUCUCACAGUCUGUUGCAAUAAAAGAGGUGUCCUUCACCACAGCCUGCAAUCCAAACUCUGAUUACGGGCUCCAAUGCCAAUGUGAGAAUGGCUUUGCUUGGCCAUGUGACAUGUGUAACAGCAACAACUCAUGUAGCAAUCAAACCUGUACGUGUUUAAUUGGACUUCCUUCCAAUGACAAGUUCUGCCAGCCAGUCACAAGUAACACUACAUGCUCAACACUUCCAGCCCCAGUGGACAUCGAUGUGGAAAUUGUCUUGCGCAUCCCAACCUCUACAGUUCCAUCAAAUAUAUUCGACUAUUUCAGAUAUUAUCUCCGAACAAUCACCUACCCAAUAAUCGUCUCACAGUCUGUUGCAAUAAAAGAGGUGUCCUUCACCACAGCCUGCAAUCCAAACUCUGAUUACGGGCUCCAAUGCCAAUGUGAGAAUGGCUUUGCUUGGCCAUGUGACAUGUGUAACAGCAACAACUCAUGCAGCAAUCAAACCUGUAUGUGUUUAAUUGGACUUCCUUCCAAUGACAAGUUCUGCCAGCCAAUCACAAGUAACACUACAUGCUCAACACUUCCAGCCCCAGUGGACAUCGAUGUGGAAAUUGUCUUGCGCAUCCCAACCUCUACAGUUCCAUCAAAUAUAUUCGACUAUUUCAGAUAUUAUCUCCGAACAAUCACCUACCCAAUAAUCGUCUCACAGUCUGUUGCAAUAAAAGAGGUGUCCUUCACCACAGCCUGCAAUCCAAACUCUGAUUACGGGCUCCAAUGCCAAUGUGAGAAUGGCUUUGCUUGGCCAUGUGACAUGUGUAACAGCAACAACUCAUGCAGCAAUCAAACCUGUACGUGUUUAAUUGGACUUCCUUCCAAUGACAAGUUCUGCCAGCCAAUCACAAGUAACACUACAUGCUCAACACUUCCAGCCCCAGUGGACAUCGAUGUGGAAAUUGUUGUGCGCAUCCCAACCUCUACAGUUCCAUCAAAUAUAUUCGACUAUUUCAGAUUAUAUCUCCGAACAAUCACCUACCCAAUAACCGUCUCACCAUCUCUUGCAAUAAAAGAGGUGUCCUUCACCACAGCCUGCUAUCCAAACUCUGAUUACGGGCUCCAAUGCCAAUGUGAGAAUGGCUUUGCUUGGCCAUGUGACAUGUGUAACAGCAACAACUCAUGUAGCAAUCAAACCUGUACGUGUUUAAUUGGACUUCCUUCCAAUGACAAGUUCUGCCAGCCAGUCACAAAUGUCACUAUAUGUGAGCCAACUCCUACACCUUCCACAGUGAUUCCAACCACACCAACACCCACAACUAAAGUAACCACCAUCAAUUCAACAACUACACCACCAAUAGCACCCGGGCCUCAAGUUAUAUCAGGCAAAAUUACCAUGGAAAUGCCAUUCGACAGCUCAUUCAAUGACAAGGACAAUAUAGUUUAUAAAACCAUUUAUAAUGCUACAGAACAGGAGUGUACAAAACAUGUAUCAAAAGAUUGUAAAGUUAAGGAUCUAAUCUUUAGUGAAGGAAGUACCAUUGCUAACUAUGAUUUGAGUGUUACUUCCACUACACCACCAACAAAUACACAAAUUCAGUUAACACAAGAUGGAAUAUUGACACAAGUGGCAUCAAAGUACCCUGUCAGCAUUCUCAGUAAAGACCAGAUGGACGUUGAUAAAAAUCAAUUCUAUGUUGGGGAUCCGCUCACUGUGACAUGUCGCCUUCCAUCUUUACUUGAUCUUGCUAACACAUUUUUCGUAUUGUGGACGCAUAAUGGAAACAAGAUUGCCGAAGUACGCAGUUUACUUAAUGGAACAUCAACAUACACAUUCACGAAGUUUCUCACAUAUAAUGAUGGUAACUAUGAAUGUAAGGUGACAUUUGGAGCUGGUUCAACUUUCAGACAGACUGUAGAACUGAAGUCCAAACCAGCCCCUCUGAUCAAUGCUCAACCAGACAGAGAAACACUGAGAUGUGCUGAUCGUAAGAUACUGACGUGCUCUGUAAACAGUGACUUCACAGUUACAUUGAUUUCUCCAGAUGGAGUAGAUUUAAAAACAGCAACCUAUGAGUAUACAGCCCCCAGUGAAUGUGUAGAAGGGAAUGUGGUGCAGUUCACAUGUAUAUCACAACCAAAGGAAAGUAAGAAAGCAAUAACACUGGUACUGACCAGAAAGAACAAGUUUGAUUGCACUGAUCCACUAUAUGGAAAUGCUCUGGUUGGCGCGAUGGCUGUUGCAGACUGUGAAACGAACAAGGAAGGACAAAAGACGGCAGUUUGUAUGGCAGAUGGGCAAUAUGGAGAUAAACAAGACAAGUGUGUCCUAAAAGUGAUUGUAGCACUGCUUGAUCGAUCAGAGGUCUUGACUGAGUUGUCAAUUCCAGUAUUCUUGGAGGACCUUAGAAAUGCGACUGCUGCAAAUAAAAAGGAUAUCACUGAGUCUCCAGCGACCAUCAUUGCCGUGGUUAAGAUCUUUGAAAAUGUUGCCAAUGCAUCAUUGUUCUUUAAAAUUAAAAUAAAUGACAAUUCCACAAGGAAUUUCCUAGAAAGUGCAGGCCUUCUCACGAUUGACGGUGCAAGAAACUCUUGGGCUUUUCUAAACUACAAUGACACUAGAAAUACAACGGAAGACAUCCUUUUAAGAAAAAGUUCCAGCUCUGCAUUCUUGAAUGUUUUUGAGAAUUUAACAGCAUUUAUUAGCCCUGGGUCAAUAAACAUCUACACAGAUUUCAUUCUCCUGAACAAAACUACACUUACAAACCCUUUCAACACUGAAUUAAACUCCUCAGUGGAAAUAGAAAUACCAGAGGCUGGUGGAGAAAAUAAAUUAAUCACCAUAAUAAUUUUUGCUAGCAUGUACAAUGUGCUUCCUGGAAGAGAUGAAGUCAAUACUUCAUCCAACCGUGUCCAUGGAAGGGUUGCCCUUGUUCGUCCUGAAGUUAAAAUCUCAAAUAUUUCACUUACAUUUGAUAUAAUAAAUUAUACAAAUGAUACCCUGGGACAACCUAAAUGUGUUUUCUGGGAUUUCAACCUCUUUGAGGGUCUUGGAGGAUGGAGCGACAAUGGUUGCUCAUUAGUUUACUAUGAAAAUGAAACAGUCAGCUGCAACUGCAAUCACACCACCUCCUUCUCCAUUCUUAUGUCACCUAACAGCCCAAGAAGCCUUAUUCUGGAUUACAUAACCUACAUUGGAGUUGGCAUUUCUAUGGCCUGCUUGGUCAUAUGUCUCAUCAUCGAAGCAAUCAUAUGGAGAAAAAUAAACAAGAAUGCAACUUCAUACUUGCGUCAUGUUUCCAUCGUCAACAUCGCCGUGUCUCUCCUGAUUGCAGACAUUUGGUUCAUUAUUGGAGCGGCUAUUUCAGAUGCAGACAUAAAAAACCCACCAGCAUGCACAGCAGCUACCUUCUUUAUCCAUUUUUUCUAUCUCGCCCUGUUUUUCUGGAUGUUAGCCUCAGGUCUGCUGUUGCUCUACCGAACUCUCAGUGUCUUUGAAGGAGGGCUGUCUAAGAUGUCCAUGCUGAUAAUUGGAUUCUGUUUGGGAUAUGGUGCACCUCUUAUCAUUGCAACAAUAACUAUUGCUGCAACUGCUCCCUCAGAUCAAUACAUCCGGGAAAAUGUUGUUUGUUGGCUCAACUGGGAUGGGUCCAAAGCUCUGCUGGCCUUUGUGAUCCCUGCACUUUCGAUAGUGGUGAUAAACCUUAUCAUCCUAAUUGUGGUGUUAUACAAAAUAUUGAGGAGAAGAGUAGGAGGAAAUGCAGCCCAAGCUGGAGAGAAGCAUGUGCUGGUAGUGAUCGCCAGGAGUUUGGCUGUGCUCACACCAUUUUUUGGACUGACUUGGGGUUUGGGAGUUGGAACCAUGGUCAGCCCACAAAACAUUGGGAUCCAUAUUGCAUUUGCAUUCUUCAAUUCACUGCAGGGUUUCUUCAUUCUGGUGUUUGGAACACUGUUGGACAAUAAGGUGCUGUCAGCCUUGACAAUAAAGUCACUGACGUCACAGGGUAGAACAGGGAGCACCUCUGCUGGAACCUCAUCCAGUGGACUGGGCAAAUUGUUCCGGAGAAUGAGAGGAGACAGAGGCUCCAGAAGUGGGUACCAUGUGUCCUCUACUGGACAAAGUGGAUUCACAGACUCACUUAACACUUAGUUUGUGCAGGAAACCCUGACCAGUUAGAAAGCACAAACAACUGCCCAAAUCAUCUUUUUUUCUCUCUUCACUACUGCCAUGUUAAGACAUUACAUAAUGACCUGUAAGAGUCAAGCUUGAUUCUCUGUUUGCAAAAUGAAGGAAGCAUUCAUUCGGUCUUUAGGUUAAAGCAGUAUUUCCAAAUGUUUUUUAAAGGCAUGCAAUGCAGAUAAAUGUUUUAACAUUACACAACCUUUGUUCUUGGGAAAUGUACAAUAAUGCAUGCUACCUGUUUUUAUGUAUUUUCUAUUGAUUCACUCUAUUAAGAAAAUAUUGUCUUGUAUUUUUCUUAGAAAAGUUUAGUUUAUAUGUUAUGUAUGUUUGUUGAUAAUUUCACAAACUAUUUGGAAAAUGUCUGUUUUUUGUUUAAACUGUAUAACCAGGGAAAAAUAUCCCAGUUCCACUCAGUUCCAACAGGUAAAUGAGGUUUCAUCCCCUUGUAGAUCCUAAAACAAACUCAUCUUCAGGAAAGGGAAACGGGUUAUUAAUUGGUGCUGGUCAUUGUACUUAACACUUAUUUAACGUAUUAGUUACUCAUUACAUUAUGUACAACUUCUUUGUAGCUGGUAUGUUAUGCACAUAACUAAGGAGGAAAUCAGUCAUGAUAGCUCUCUAUAUCAGCAUUUCUUCGGUUGUUUUUUUGUUGUGGUUGUUCUUAUUGGAAGUGCACAAUUUAUUUUUGAAUUAGAGCUGUUAAUAUGUUAGACACAUAAAGAUCGCAGCUGAAUACCAAAACUGUAUUGAAAUGUGUACUGUUUAUAGAUUUGCGGUGGGUCUACUCAGAUUCUGAGAUUUUUUUUUUUUGUGUUGUGCACUUGAAGGACCACUGGAAAGCUAAGCUUUAAACACUAACACUGCCAAGCGUCUGUCUUGCCCCUCAAUUCUGUCAAAUGCAAGAGGUCCUCUUUAACACUUUGGAAGCUGAGCUGCAAAAAGCCUGUGGUGUUUGCAGAUGUCAAGCACUAAUUGUAAAGUUAGCUAAACAUGUUUCCUUUGAAUCUUAAUGAAACUGUCAUUAUUUUUGUAUGUAUUUAGUUUCUUGAAUAUGUCAUAAUAUUCUGUACAUUGUUUAACUGUUUUUGCAAAUUGUUGAACAUUAAAAUAAAAGUCUUGAGAAGCCA
Girardinichthys multiradiatus is the source of this 6394-nucleotide messenger RNA. Its product is annotated as adhesion G protein-coupled receptor F5-like. The transcript is spliced from 34 exons. Bases 168 to 5234 code for a protein of 1688 amino acids. NCBI's taxonomy places the organism in Eukaryota, Metazoa, Chordata, Actinopteri, Cyprinodontiformes, Goodeidae. Gene Ontology annotation, molecular function: G protein-coupled receptor activity. Gene Ontology annotation, cellular component: membrane. Gene Ontology annotation, biological process: G protein-coupled receptor signaling pathway; cell surface receptor signaling pathway. The record is from RefSeq and is a predicted model, not a curated record.